Messenger RNA from Aspergillus pseudotamarii, 1155 nucleotides. RefSeq names its product putative UV excision repair protein (RadW). The transcript has 7 exons. The record is from RefSeq and is a predicted model, not a curated record. Gene Ontology annotation, molecular function: damaged DNA binding; proteasome binding; polyubiquitin modification-dependent protein binding. Gene Ontology annotation, biological process: proteasome-mediated ubiquitin-dependent protein catabolic process; nucleotide-excision repair. Bases 1 to 1155 code for a protein of 384 amino acids. Gene Ontology annotation, cellular component: nucleoplasm; cytosol. Lineage: Eukaryota; Fungi; Ascomycota; Eurotiomycetes; Eurotiales; Aspergillaceae.
AUGAAGCUUACAUUUAAAGAUUUGAAACAGCAGAAGUUUGUAAUUGAUGCAGAGCCCUCAGAGACGGUUGGGCAAGUGAAAGAAAAGAUCUCCAAGGAGAAGGGUUGGGAGGUCCCCCAACUGAAGCUGAUCUACUCCGGUAAGAUCUUGCAGGAUGACAAGGCGAUCGAAUCAUACAACAUCGAAGAAAAGGGCUUCAUAGUAUGCAUGGUCUCCAAGCCUAAGGUCCCCUCGUCUACAGCCACGCCUUCGCAAGCCCCCUCGACGCCUUCGAGAGCUGCCGCCUCAACCCCGGCUGCGCCUCCUGCCCCGGCUCCUGCUUCUGCCUCAUCUACAAACUCCGCACCACCCCCGCCGGCAACUCCUUCCCCUGCUGGGGCUACACAGCCAUCCGACGCUGCUUUUAAUGAUCCCUCCGCUUUGCUGAGUGGCUCUCAGGGCGAGGCGGUUAUUUCUCGCAUGGAGAGUAUGGGUUUUCCAAGGGAUGAUAUCAACCGCGCUAUGAGGGCUGCCUUCUUCAAUCCUAAUCGUGCUAUCGAAUAUCUUUUGAAUGGAAUUCCAGAAAACAUACAACAGGAACAGCAACAACAACAACAGCAACAACAACAACAACAGGCUGCCGCUGCCACCGCUGCCUCGCCUCAACCCCGCGCAGCUUCCACUGGGGAAAACGCUCCUGCGACAACGGGUGGUGAAGAACCAGUCAAUCUGUUUGAGGCUGCUGCUCAGGCGGGUACCCAGGAAGAUCCCCAUGGGGCACGCUCCGGAAGUGCAGCCGGCGAAGGACUUCCGAAUCUUGACUUCCUUAGGAAUAACCCACAUUUCCAGCAACUUCGCCAGCUAGUCCAGCAGCAACCGCAAAUGCUCGAACCCAUUCUUCAACAGGUCGCGGCCGGUAACCCUCAGAUCGCCCAGCUCAUCGGCCAGAACGAGGAGCAAUUUCUUCAGCUCUUAAGCGAAGAAGGUGAUGGUGCCCUCCCUCCUGGUACGCAUCAGAUCCAUGUCACCGAGGAAGAGAGAGAUGCUAUCGAACGUCUAUGCCGUCUGGGGUUUUCCCGGGAUAUGGUCAUAGAGGCUUACUUUGCAUGUGACAAGAACGAAGAGCUCGCUGCCAACUUUCUAUUCGAGAACACUGAUGAUCCUGGAGACCUAUGA